Messenger RNA from Phaeodactylum tricornutum CCAP 1055/1, 288 nucleotides. RefSeq lists its product with no specific name. The transcript has a single exon. Gene Ontology annotation, molecular function: RNA binding. Gene Ontology annotation, cellular component: U2 snRNP; precatalytic spliceosome; pICln-Sm protein complex. The record is from RefSeq and is a predicted model, not a curated record. The coding region runs from base 1 to 288 and encodes 95 amino acids. Gene Ontology annotation, biological process: RNA processing; spliceosomal snRNP assembly. NCBI's taxonomy places the organism in Eukaryota, Bacillariophyta, Bacillariophyceae, Surirellales, Neidiaceae.
AUGUCUGUUGUUGGAAAUAACCGUGUAGGCAUUCCUAUCGUGGUGCUGCACGAUGCAGAAGGAGCGGUUAUUGAAGUGGAAACGAAGAAAGGCGAGCUCAUCCGUGGUCUACUGUUCGAAGCCGAGGAUAUGAUGAACCUAUACAUCAAGAAUGCGGUUGUCUUGGAUCCGAACGGAGUAAAGCGGAAAACGCCUCAAAUGUACUUGCGUGGGUGCGAAAUCUUGUUUAUCGUUCUGCCGGAUAUGUUGAAACAUGCUCCGAUGUUCAAAAGGUACGUGCUGUUUUAG